This is a messenger RNA of Silurus meridionalis, 2091 nucleotides long. It is a transcript of the gene septin10, whose product is annotated as septin 10. Gene Ontology annotation, molecular function: GTP binding; molecular adaptor activity; GTPase activity. The transcript is spliced from 10 exons. Gene Ontology annotation, biological process: cytoskeleton-dependent cytokinesis. Gene Ontology annotation, cellular component: septin ring; microtubule cytoskeleton; septin complex. NCBI's taxonomy places the organism in Eukaryota, Metazoa, Chordata, Actinopteri, Siluriformes, Siluridae. Bases 105 to 1394 code for a protein of 429 amino acids. The record is from RefSeq and is a predicted model, not a curated record.
UUUUUUCCCGACAGGCUUCACCCGCCUCUUUCAUGUCGGUCCAUUUUUCAAAUCAAAAUUAAUCUUAAAUAAAAUAAAUUAUAAGUGUUCCUUCAACGUACAAUAUGGCUUCGUCGGAUGUUGCUCGGCAAGGGGAAAGAAAUGCUCGUCCCUUAUCCCUGUCUGGUCACGUUGGCUUUGACAGCCUGCCGGAUCAGCUGGUCAAUAAAUCCACCAGUCAGGGUUUCUGCUUCAACAUCCUCUGCAUAGGUGAGACAGGUAUCGGGAAGUCCACUUUGAUGGACACGCUGUUUAAUACCAACUUUGAAAACUUCGAGUCGUCUCACUUCGAGCCCCGCGUCAAGCUCCGAGCUCAGACGUACGACCUUCAGGAGAGCAACGUGCGUCUCAAGCUCACCAUCGUCAACACGGUGGGGUUUGGAGACCAGAUGAACAAACAAGAUAGCUACCAGCAUGUCGUGGACUAUAUCGACACGCAGUUCGAGUCCUACCUGCAAGAAGAGCUGAAGAUCAAGCGCUCGCUUCACAACUACCACGACUCGCGCAUCCACGCCUGCCUGUACUUCAUCGCCCCGUCCGGACACUCGCUGAAAUCCCUCGAUCUGGUCACCAUGAAGAAACUGGACAGCAAGGUGAAUAUAAUCCCAGUUAUCGCAAAGGCGGACACCAUCUCCAAGAGCGAGCUGCACAAGUUUAAGAUUAAGAUCAUGAGCGAGCUGGUGAGCAACGGAGUGCAGAUCUACCAGUUCCCCACCGAUGACGAGACGGUCUCCAAGAUCAACAGCGCCAUGAACGGCCACCUGCCGUUUGCGGUGGUGGGAAGCACGGAGGAGGUGAAGAUUGGGAAUAAAAUGGUGAAAGCACGUCAGUACCCCUGGGGUGUGGUCCAAGUGGAGAAUGAGAACCAUUGCGACUUCGUGAAGCUGCGAGAGAUGCUGAUCUGCGUGAACAUGGAGGACUUGCGGGAGCAGACGCACACACGCCACUACGAGCUCUACAGACGCUGCAAACUGGAGGAGAUGGGCUUCAAGGACACAGACGCUGACAGCAAACCAGUCAGCCUGCAGGAGACAUACGAGGCGAAGCGUCAAGAGUUCCUGCUGGAGCUUCAGCGGAGAGAGGAGGAGAUGAGGCAGAUGUUUGUCCUGCGCGUUAAAGAAAAAGAGACGGAGCUGAAGGAAGCCGAGAGAGAGCUCCAGGGCAAGUUUGAGCAGCUGAAGCGUUUGCAUUCUGACGAGAAAAGCAAGCUGGAUGAGAAGAGGAAGGCUCUGGAGGAGGAGAUGAACAACUUCAGUAAGAAGAAAGCCGCAGCUGAGCUCCUGCAGGGACAAUCGUUUAGCUCCAACUCCAACCUCAAGAAGGACAAAGACCGCAAGAACUCUGGGUUCAUGUAAAAGGAGCUCCAUUGAAGACUGGAUCAUUUUGCCCCCCCCCCUUUUUUUUUCUUUUUCACCCUUCCUAAGAAAAAAAAAACGAUCAUUAUCCAGCCAGUUUGUAUCUCGUGUUUUUAUUAUCCGAAUAUAUCAGCAGGACUGCUGUGUGUAUCUUUUUGUUAUUGUAUUUUUUUAUAUUUUCUUCACUCAAUGUUUUAAUGUAGGAUUGAGGACGGACACUAGGGGGCGACGAGACGAGGUUUUUGUAAGUGGGGAUCAAAGUGCCUUUAGAUAUGUGCCUUACUUGAUGAACAAGAAACAAUUCACCAGCAGUGAUCAGUGUAUUAGGAAGACUGAUCACGUGCAGAAUAUUAUCAGUAAACUGUUUAGACAAAAUUCCAAUUUUGCUAAAAAAAUAUUUUGUACCAUAAUAUUGUUUGACACGUCACAGAUUUACCCUGAGAACAUGGAGUCCAGUCUCCACCUUACUCUUAUAAUAUUACUCAAUAAAUUAUCAUUACAAAUGCCAAAACUGAUUCUACACCAGCACAGCAAUUCUGCAUGACACCUGGUUUCAAAUAUAUUUUUCGUGACCAAAAGACAAAGAAAUCGACUUCCACUGUUUGCUUGAACACUAUUUUUUUUUUUAAGUGUAUUUAUCUAAGCUGUGUAUGGGGUUAAAUUCAUUAAAGCAUGAAUAAAAUUUGAAUGAAAAUAA